CCACUCCGACCAUGGGCUCCCCCUUUCCUCUGCUGAACCUGCCCACACCCCUGUGCCCCAUGAUAUGCCCGAUGGAACACCCCCUGUCGGCCGACAUCGCCAUGGCCACCCAUGCAGAUGAGGACGGAGACACGCCUCUCCAUAUUGCUGUGGUGCAGGGUAAUCUGCCAGCUGUGCACCGGCUAGUCAGCCUCUUCCAGCAUGGGGGCCGCGAGCUAGACAUCUAUAACAACCUACGGCAGGUGAGGCUGGGGCCUGGGUCUGAGGGCGACAAGGACCACCUAG
Carlito syrichta (Philippine tarsier) is the source of this 285-nucleotide messenger RNA. RefSeq names its product B-cell lymphoma 3 protein. Gene Ontology annotation, molecular function: protein binding. The record is from RefSeq and is a predicted model, not a curated record. NCBI's taxonomy places the organism in Eukaryota, Metazoa, Chordata, Mammalia, Primates, Tarsiidae. The annotation marks the transcript as partial. The transcript has 2 exons.